UCCUGCCGAGGGUCCCUGAGCGAGCUGCAAGGAUCGUGCUCUGGGGAAAGGCUCAGGGAAUUGCAAGAGGCUUGCUUCCUUUGGAAAUCAGGAGGUGAGAAAAGGAAAGGUUCCUGCAAGUUACCUGGGAGCUGAUCAAGACUUCAAGCUAAAGAUGGUGAUGAUGAGUCGCCUGAGGGUCAUUCUUCAAGCCUCUCCAUGCAAGGCACGGUGGAGAAGGUUCCAGAUUCCGAGGUCCAUGCUAGCCAGGCCCUGCAGCCUCUACACCUGCACUUACAAAACCCGGAACCGAGCCUUGCACCCUCUCUGGGAGAGCGUGGACCUGGUCCCGGCGGGUGAGCGCCAGUCGCCCAUCAACAUCCGGUGGAGGGACAGUGUCUACGAUCCUGGCUUAAAACCGCUCACCAUCUCUUACGACCCGACCACCUGCCUCUGCGCCUGGAAUAACGGGUACUCUUUCCUCGUGGAAUUUGAAGACUCUGCAGAUAACUCAGUGAUCAAGGGAGGACCCCUGGAACACAACUACCGAUUAAAGCAGUUCCAUUUUCACUGGGGGGCUGUUGAUGCCUGGGGCUCCGAGCAUACUGUGGACAGCAAAUGUUACCCAGCAGAGCUGCACUUGGUGCAUUGGAAUGCAGUCAAAUUCGAAAACUUUGAGGAUGCAGCACUGGAAGAAAAUGGUUUGGCUGUGAUAGGAGUAUUUUUAAAGCUAGGCAAACAUCAUAAAGAGCUACAGAAAUUGGUGGAUAUUUUGCCAUCAAUUAAGCACAAGGACAUGCUUGUGGAAUUUGGGUCAUUCGACCCUUCCUGUCUGAUGCCCACCUGCCCAGAUUACUGGACCUACUCAGGGUCCCUGACUACCCCGCCACUCUCCGAGUCUGUCACUUGGAUCAUUAAGAAGCAGCCCAUAGAGGUUGAUCAUGAUCAGCUUGAGCAAUUUCGGACCCUGCUCUUCACUUCUGAGGGGGAGAAAGAGAAAAGAAUGGUGGACAACUUCCGCCCCCUUCAGCCCCUAAUGAACCGCACUGUCCGCUCAUCCUUCCCUCACGACUAUGUGCUGAACAUACAAGCAAAACCCAAGUCGUCUACCACCCAAGUGACCCCCUUAGACACCAUUAUCUAGGUGGUAUCUUGCUUAAAUAUAUACUAGUUCUUUAAAAAUUGCUAACUAGACUCUUCUAAAUGUCUGCAUUUAAUAAUUAUGGAUGUGCCUUUCUUGGUAUGGCAGCGCUCCUUAGUCUUUGAGGGAAGCUCUUUGGUAAACAAAUUCUUACUUUUAUUGAUAAUGAUGUUUAUCACUGAAGUACCAUCAAGAGACACAAAUUUCUCUUAUAGCAACCUGCUGGUAAUUGUAAUGUCUUUUUAUGUGUGACAUUUUUGAGCUGUCUUUUUAUUGAUAUGUUUAUCAAUUGGUGGUUCUACAAAGUUAUAAGUAGGGAUGAUAAUCAAAAUAUUUAACAACUGGUAAGGCACAGACACUGACCAUCCAGAAUGCAGGCUUUUCAGAAACAGACACAGGACCCAGAUUGGUACUUCUUGGCUGAACAUUGGCUAUGAUUUUAGGUAUAUUUUGUUUUAAAACAUGAAUAUGUAUUCUUUUAUAAGACCUUCUCAAUGGGUAUAUUUGCUUCAAUUUUCACUUGUCAUUACUAGUACAGGAUAUGAUUACUUACUAUCAAUUUAUAAUAUAGAAAAAAUAUUUUGUGAGCUUCCUUGGCGGCGCAGUGGUUAAGAAUCCACCUGCCGAGGCAGGGGACACGGGUUCGAGCCCUGGUCCGGGAAGAUCCCACAUGCUGAGGAGCAACUAAGCCCGUGUGCCACAACUACUGAGCCUGCACUCUAGAGCCCGUGAGCGACAGCUACCGAGCCCGCGUGCCACAACUACUGAAGCCCGCCCGCCUAGAGCCCGUGCUCCGCAACAAGAGAAGACACCACAAUGAGAAGCCCGCGCAUCGCAACGAAGAGUGGCCCCCCCGCUCGCCACAACUAGAGAAAACCCGCGCACAGCAACCCAACGCAGCCAAGAAUAAAUAAAAAUAAAUUUAUUUAAAAAAAAAGAAAAAAUAUUUUGUAAUCCUAAAAACACAAGGGUUUACUCAUAUCCGGAAAUCCUUUUGCAUUUCUGAAAGUCAGAUGUUUUACUUAAAGGCUUGAUCAUAUAGAAAGCAUAUGCAGAAUAUUUUAAAGAAAAAGCUUUAAGUGCCUAGAACUUAAAAUUCUUUCAUGAUCCAUUUACAGAAAUACUUUUCAAAAGGCUAGUAAUAUAAUAGUCUAUGGUUUAUAGUAUUAUUUUGAAUUGUUUGUACAUUGUUUCAUAGAAUACAAUGAUAUUUUCCACAAUGACAGAACUAUCUUGACUUCCCUUUAAAACUAUCUGAACUUUAUUUUAUUUCUUUAGUUGAGGUUCUGUGCAAGGCAGGUGAUCAACAUAAAUCUCCUAAUUUAUACAGUGGUUUAGAAGACUUUUGCAGGGACUUCCCUUGUGGUCUAGUGGGUAAGACUCCAUGCUCCCAAUGCAGGGCACCCGGGUUUGAUCCCUGCUCAGGGAACUAGAUCCCACAUGCAUGCCGCAACUAAGAGUUCGCAUGCCGCAAC
Physeter macrocephalus (sperm whale) is the source of this 2595-nucleotide messenger RNA. It is a transcript of the gene CA5B, whose product is annotated as carbonic anhydrase 5B. The transcript has 9 exons. Gene Ontology annotation, cellular component: mitochondrion. Lineage: Eukaryota; Metazoa; Chordata; Mammalia; Artiodactyla; Physeteridae. Gene Ontology annotation, molecular function: zinc ion binding; carbonate dehydratase activity. The record is from RefSeq and is a predicted model, not a curated record. The coding region runs from base 155 to 1123 and encodes 322 amino acids.